AUGGUUUUGAAGAGAAAACGAAAGGGAGCACUAUCUGUGAACCGUAGCAUGUCACGCAGAUCGUACGCGCCGUGCCGACUGCCGACCAAAUCCUUACUCCAUGUCUCUCCUACACACAUGCUUGGCUCUUGUCUUCUUCAGCCUCAAAAACAUGUCCUAUGUUAUUCCGGCACUUUCUUCUGGUAUGAUCCAUGGACAUCCAUUGGGCCUUUGAUCACCUUUUUAGGAGCUUCUGUGCCUGCUCAACUUGGUAUCCCGUCUGACUCCCUAGUCUCAGAUUAUAUUGUUAAUGGCUCUUGGAACCUGCCCCCGGCAAGGUCAGAUCUCCACCUCAGAGCUAUGGUUUCUAUUUCUGCUGUUACUCCUUCAUCACAGCAAGAUAAAGCCACUUGGGUCAUUGACUCUAUCACUUACUCCCACUUCUCGUCAAAGAUUUUGUGGAAUUUUAUUCGGCCUCGACAACAACUGCUCGUUGGAGCUAGUAUUGCCUGGCAUACUGCAAUCAUUCCCAAGCACUCCACUAAUGCUUGGUUGUUCAUCCUCAACAGAAACCCAACUUUAAUGAGAGUAAAGGCUUGGAAUACUGAUAUUGAAACUACUUGUUUGUUGUGUGGUGUCUCUGAUGAGAAUAGAGAUCAUCUAUUUUUUGAGUGCAAUUAUUCUUGGACAUGUUGGAGUAUUUGCGUUCAUAAGCUGGGAUUUGUUUCGGUUCCAAGGAACUGGGACCUUGUGAUCAACUGGCUUAUAUCAUUACCCAAGAGGGAUCCGGCUACGGUGGCUGCUUACCAGGUGUGGGCUGCUGUUUUGUUUGAGGUUUGGAGGGAACGCAAUAGACGUUCUCAUGAUGGUACUACCCUCCCUGAGGUCGUCUUGAUUCGAAGCAUUAUGCGGACGAUUAAGGAUAAGGGCACUGCUCUUCUCAAUACAGGCCUUCCACUAGGUGCUGAUCUUCACCAAUUCUGGUCUUCUAGACCUUAG
This is a messenger RNA of Brassica rapa (field mustard), 978 nucleotides long. RefSeq lists its product as uncharacterized. NCBI's taxonomy places the organism in Eukaryota, Viridiplantae, Streptophyta, Magnoliopsida, Brassicales, Brassicaceae. The record is from RefSeq and is a predicted model, not a curated record.